This is a messenger RNA of Prunus armeniaca (apricot), 759 nucleotides long. The record is from the annotation of a GenBank genome assembly. NCBI's taxonomy places the organism in Eukaryota, Viridiplantae, Streptophyta, Magnoliopsida, Rosales, Rosaceae.
AUGUCUAGCAUAUCACCAGACAUCAUAUCUCACCGGUUAAGCAUUAAUCCCGCCAUCAGACCUGUUCGGCAGAAGCGUCAUGCUUAUGACCCAGAGAGGUACGAGGCUAUGAAGGCGAAGGUGGAUAAGCUGAGCAGUAUUGGAUUCAUCAAGGAGGUGGACUAUCCCACCUGGCUAGCCAAUAUGGUGAUGGUACGUAAACCAAAGAAAGGUUGGCGCAUGUGUGUAGACUAUACCAACCUUAAUCGGGCUAGCCCAAAGGAUAGCUUCUCUUUACCACGAAUCAACCAGUUUGUUGAUGCCACAGCUGGCCACGCCCUCCUUAGCUUCAUUGAUGCUUAUUCGGGAUACAACCAGAUCUUUAUGCACCCUGAUGACCAGACCCAUACAUCCUUCAUCACUGACCGUGGCCUCUACUACUACAAGGUUAUGCCCUUCGGUCUCAAGAACGCUGGGGCUACUUAUCAGCUUCUUGUGAACAGCAUAUUUGUCCCACUGCUUGGCAACACCAUGGAGGUGUAUGUCGAUGACAUGCUCGUCAAAAGUCACACUGCUGACCAGUACAUCUCCAACCUAUCUGCCAUGUUCACCAUCCUGAAGCAGUAUAAAAUGAGGCUCAACCCCACAAAGUGUGCCUUCGGCGUAGCUUCGGGAAAAUUCCUUGGCUUCAUGAUCAGCCAGCAAGGUAUUGAAGCUAACCCAGAAAAGAUUCAGGUCAUUUUAGACAUGACGAUACCCAAGACAGUCAAGGAAAUCUAG